CGGCUAUCCUGCGUACCGUGGCGGGCACGUCGCUCGCCUCUAUCCGCGAUUUCCUAAGUGAAAACGCGCGUCGCGCGCGUCCGCUCCGCCGUCCAGUGCCGCGUGCUAUGAACGCGUGAUCCGCGCGCGCGACGUAGACCGCCCGCCGUCGUUCCGCAGCUCGCAGCAGUAGGCACACCGCUCACACCGAGAAAUGGGUAAAACGUUUUGUCAGUCUUGUAAGAAGAAGUGCAGUGGGGAAGUACUGCGGGUGCAGGAUAAAUACUUUCACAUAGGGUGUUUCAAGUGUGCUCAGUGCAACGCCAGCUUGGCACAGGGUGGCUUCUUUGCACGUGAGGGUUCUUAUUAUUGCACUAAGGACUAUCGAGAGCGUUGGGGUACACGUUGUGCUGGUUGCGGGGAGUAUGUGGAGGGUGAUGUGGUGACAGCUGGCGAGAAGCAUGCAUUUCAUCCAAAUUGUUUCCAUUGCCAAAGAUGUCGGCAACCGUUGCUGGGACAGGGAACAAAAGUGUCCCUUGUUCAAGGUCAAGCGUUGUGUCACCGAUGUGUCGGUAUCCCGGUUCGCGAGGCCUCCACGCCGAUUGGCAAUAGCGCCGGUACCAAAGGUGGCGGACACGCUGACCCUGGUGCUUGCGCCGGUUGUGGAAACCAAUUGAGGGAAGGUCAGGCAUUGGUCGCACUCGAUCGUCAAUGGCAUGUCUGGUGCUUUAAAUGUCAUAGCUGCGAUACUGUGCUCCACGGCGAAUAUAUGGGAAAAGACGGCGUGCCUUACUGCGAGAAGGAUUACCAAAAGCAAUUUGGAGUAAAGUGCGCCUAUUGCAACCGUUAUAUUAGCGGCAAGGUCUUGCAGGCCGGCGACAACCAUCAUUUCCAUCCAACCUGUGCGCGCUGCACGAAAUGUGGCGAUCCGUUCGGCGAUGGAGAGGAAAUGUAUCUGCAGGGUGCUGCCAUAUGGCACCCACGCUGCGGCCCAGGACCUACCGGACCCAAUGGCAUCGUAAACGGACACGGCGACGCUCAUACACCGCAGCAUCGGGAAUCGGAGCGAAUUUCCAGCAGCGCUUCAGAGAUGCAGUAUUAUCCCGCACGAACUGGAAGCCCCGGCCUGAUCCUGCGUGAAUACGGACGACCGGCGGAAGAUGUAUCUAGGAUUUAUACUUACUCGUAUUUGACUGAAACGCCCAGUCAAGGAUAUCUGAGACGUCCGAUACAGCCGUACGAUAAACCCCCCACUAGCCCGCAUUUCCACAGACCUAGCUCAUCUCGUUCGAUAAGAAGCAGCGGUGGACGCAGCAGCAGAUCGGGAAUGAGAGCUUUGGUCGACGCGUUAAGCGACACCCGACCGAAAUCGCCAGCAAGCCAGGUGGAUAAUGAUGAGCCGAUAGAAUUAGCGCAUUAUCCAGACGCCAUGAAACCACCCCCAGGGGCUCAACCACCAAUCGAGAGAGACGAUUUCCCCGCUCCGCCGUAUCCUUACACUGAUCCUGAAAGACGUAGACGAUGGUCCGACACUUAUAAGGGAGUACCUGCAUCCGACGACGAGGAUGAAGUGGAUAACAAAACAUAUAUCAAGGAGGCGGAGCAAAAAUUGAAAAAGGAGCAGGACGAAUUGAGCAAGAUCGACACGGGGAUAGCUAAGGUAUUCCUUCAAGAUCGCGAAAAAGAUCGAGAGAAUUUGAGACAUAGAGCUGCGAACGUUGAUCCUAGAAAUGCUUCGAGGACACCGUCUGCCGCCAGAGAGCCAACGUAUCGAUUGCGCUAUGAGAGUCCAGUUGGUGCAUCACCUUCACGAAAUAUCGAUCAUGCACGGCCUUGGGAGGAUGACGAUGGCUUCAGCUACAGAUCCAGCGGUCCUAGCUACAACGUUGGGAGGUCAUCGGCGCGCUCCCCGGCUCCUAGAAACUAUCCACCCCUUGGUACUCAACGCGCCUUCACUCUUCCAAACGCCACUAGACACUAUCAUUCGGGCGACUAUUCGUUCAGCGGGAUGGGCGACAAGACGCACAGCACUGAUUUCUCGUCUGGCAAGUCGGACAUAUCAACAGGCAGCAUCACGGAUGUGGACCGACGGGCAUUGGUAUGUACCACAGCCCCAUACUACUCCCGGAGAAUUAGCAUGAAUGAUGGUGGAAUCCUUCCAUCGUCCACCACGUAUACCGGUGGCCUAGGUUCGGUUGUUGGGGGCCACGGGGGUCAUCACGUAAGAAGAUCGCUGCCAGACAUGGGAGCUGCACCAACCGAACCGCCCAAACUUUAUCCCUACCAUUUACUUGUUAUCACCAACUACAGGCUGCCAGCUGACGUGGAUCGUUGCAAUCUCGAGCGACACCUCUCCGAUGCAGAAUUCGAAGCUGUUCUACAGUGCUCUCGAUCGGAAUUCUACAGACUGCCACAGUGGCGUCGCAAUGAAAUCAAAAGACGUGCCCGUCUCUUUUAACUCAUGUCACAUCUUUUGCUUAAUACACAUCGCGUUGUGUCGCGAUUGCAUUACUGCGGUACGGGACCGUACAUUCCUACUGCGUGGGUAGAUGUAUCGCGGGGAAAAAAAUGUGUUCGACAACCAUUGCGACCAUUCUAUUCUGCUGAUUGACGUGCGCUCGUUAAAAUAAACGUCCUCUAGAUUAGGGCGCACGCAACAUACGCAGACGCAUACGCACACGAAUACACAAUGUAAUGAUGCGGAAGCACUGCCACUUGUCGUCAAUUUUUUUCUCGCAGCAACGAAUCCACAGGCAGCUUUAUCUAUGACCCGAUUUAUUUAGCGAUGUAGUCGUUUUGAGGUUCCAUUUCGGAGCUCUAUCGCGCGACUUGUUUUCACUCAUAUACGUUGACGAAUAUGCAAUGGUGGCUGAUAUUAACAUAGGGGAGAAGAUAAUCAAAUAGAAAAAAAUUAUGAUUAAAACUCUUAAUACAAUUUACUAUUGUAAAUAAGAAGUUAAUCGAGAAGUCGAAAAAGCGGCGUGGAGGAGCAGCUAGGAUAUUUCAAAGUACAUAACCGCGUAUUUGCUAAAUCGCAUACAUACAUAUUAAUCUUUGUGGAAGAUUAUGACGCAAGGAAAAAAAACGCUACUAUAUGUAGGAUUUAUCAUUAUUAAUUUUUAACUACUAUUAAUAUUAUGAUUAUUUACUAUGUGCAACCUGAAGAGUUAAGAAUAGGUGAGCCCAGCUUGCUGAAUGGUGCGAUUGCACUGGAUUAAUCGAACGAGUUGCGUGUGAUUUGUCACUUUUUAACUUACUCUACGACACAAGGAUUAUUUUAUAAAGUAGUUUACGCGCAAAUACGAUGUCUUGUGUGAGGAGAUAUCAAUUUGUCUUUAUCCUUUUAAUUAUCCUUGAUGUGUUAACUAAAGAAACGCUCUGCGGUGCGGAUUGCGAUAGACUUCUAUAAUUACUCGAUCACUCUACAUUAGAGUAUAAAUAAGAAGAUCAGGACCAAAUUUAUAGUUGUGGUGGAUCUAGCAAUAACAGGAAGUAUGUUUUAACUAUAAAUGGAUUUAUUAUCAUAUUCAAUUCAUAUAGCAAUUUUCACAAUAUUUUGGA
This is a messenger RNA of Cyphomyrmex costatus, 3540 nucleotides long. RefSeq names its product actin binding LIM protein Uncoordinated 115a (gene Unc-115a). Gene Ontology annotation, molecular function: actin filament binding. NCBI's taxonomy places the organism in Eukaryota, Metazoa, Arthropoda, Insecta, Hymenoptera, Formicidae. The transcript is spliced from 14 exons. Bases 194 to 2437 code for a protein of 747 amino acids. The record is from RefSeq and is a predicted model, not a curated record. Gene Ontology annotation, biological process: lamellipodium assembly; cytoskeleton organization. Gene Ontology annotation, cellular component: actin cytoskeleton.